AUUGCCGUUUUUUCAAACAUCCGUCAACUUCCCGUGGUUGACGUUGGUGAAUCAACUAUGCCUAAUAGUGACUGUCCUGGUGCUCUGGUAUUAGAAGAUGGUUCGGUAUUCAAUGGCUUCUUGUAUGGUGCUAAGACUCCCCAGUCUGGGGAAGUGGUUUUUCAGACAGGAAUGGUGGGUUAUGUAGAAUCCUUGACCGACCCAUCAUACCAUUCCCAACUACUGGUACUAACGUAUCCAUCCAUCGGUAAUUAUGGUGUUCCAUCAUCGGACGAUGUUGAUGAAUACGGUUUGCCUAGGUGGUUUGAAUCAAGACAAAUAUAUGCCAAAGGGCUAAUUGUUUCUGAAUUGUGUGAAGAGUUUUCUCACUUUUCAGCAGUCAAGUCACUUAGUCAUUGGUUAUAUGAAAGUGGUGUUACGUGUAUAAGUGGAAUCGAUACGCGAUCCCUAACCCUGAAGCUUAGACAACAUGGUACGCUUCUGGGGAAAAUUAUUCCCCUUUCACUACACCCAGAAACAUUGGAUUGGAUUGACCCUGCUAAAAACAAUCUAGUUUCGGAAGUAAGCAGAACUGAUAUCAAAGUUUUCAACCCUCAUGGUGAUGUUCAUAUCGCUGCACUAGAUUGCGGCAUGAAGUUCAAUCAAAUACGUUGUUUUGUUAGGAGAGGUGCAAAGGUUACGGUUUUGCCCUGGUCAAGUGACUUGACUAAAACGGAAACAAAUUAUGAUGCACUAUUUAUUAGUAAUGGUCCUGGAGACCCUAUCCAAUGUAAGGGUAUUAUUGACCAAAUUCGAGGAUGGAUGACCACAAAAAAACCUUUAUUUGGCAUUUGCUUAGGUCACCAAUUAGUUUCUUUAGCAUGUGGCUUCAAAACAUACAAAAUGAAAUACGGAAAUAGAGGUCACAACCAACCUUGUGUUCACUUACCUACUGGACGCUGUUUUAUAACCAGUCAGAAUCAUGGAUAUGCAGUUGACACUAAAAAUAUUCCGGAUGGCUGGUAUGAAUUGUUUCGGAAUAAAAAUGACCGGUCAAAUGAAGGUCUUGCUCAUUACAUUUAUCCAUGGAUGACUGUUCAGUUUCAUCCCGAACAUAUGGCUGGACCAAGUGACCUGGAGUUUUUGUUUGAUAUUUUCCUAAGUUACAUCCGAUCAUCCGAUGGACAGAGUCUAAGUGAUCAUCUAACGAGGCACAUUUCCUAUAACCAGGAGGAAUUUGAAAGAGUGCUUUGCAGUAAAGACAAUAAACCAAGAAAGGUUUUGCUUCUAGGAUCUGGCGGGUUGUCAAUUGGUCAGGCUGGGGAAUUUGAUUAUUCUGGUAGUCAGGCUCUUAAAGCCCUUCGAGAAGAAGGUGUUCAAACGUUACUAAUCAAUUCGAACAUUGCAACUGUACAGACGACCGAAGGAAUGGCUGAUAAGAUAUUUUUACUUCCAAUCGCCCCAGAUUCUGUUGCCCGCGUUAUAAAAGCUGAGCGUCCGGAUGGUCUUCUAAUAGCUUUCGGUGGCCAAACUAGCUUGUCGUGUGGUCUCGCUUUGACAAAAGUUAGGUCAAGUUCUUUAAUUUUGGAUCUUAAAGGUGAAGAUUCAGGGGCAUCAAAUGUGUUGGAUUUAUAUAAUUGUCGAAUUUUGGGUACUUCCAUAUCUGCCGUUGAAAUAACGGAAGAUAGAGAACUAUUUGCAAUGGCUAUGCGGGCUAUAGGAGAAAAAGUUGCUCCAGCAAAUGCAGCAACCUCUGUACAGGAUGCGGUCAAAGUUGCAAAUGAUCUUGGUUAUCCUGUACUUGUACGUUCAGCCUUCGCAUUAGGAGGAAUGGGGUCAGGGUUUGCUGAAAACGCUACUGAACUAGAACGACUGGCUAGUAAAGCUUUGGCUCAGACGACUCAAAUUUUCAUCGACAAAUCCUUAAAGGGGUGGAAAGAAAUUGAGUAUGAGGUUAUACGUGAUGCUUACGACAACUGUAUUACAGUCUGUAAUAUGGAAAAUGUCGAUCCUGUAGGCAUUCACACUGGGGAAUCUAUUGUUGUAUCACCAAGUCAAACGCUCUCGAAUGUUGAGUAUUAUAUGUUACGAUCUGUUGCAAUUAAAGUCGCUCGUCAUCUACGGAUUGUUGGUGAAUGCAAUAUCCAGUUUGCGUUAGACCCACAUUCUUUGAACUAUUACAUCAUUGAAGUGAAUGCCCGACUGUCUAGAAGCUCCGCACUCGCUAGUAAAGCCACUGGUUAUCCUAUAGCCUAUAUAGCUGCUAAACUUAGCCUGGGCAGGAGUCUCCCAGAACUUACAAACAGUGUAACUGGUGGUCACACCACAGCAUGUUUCGAACCUAGUUUGGAUUACUGUGUUGUGAAAGUUCCUCGCUGGGAUUUAGCAAAGUUUUCCAGGGUGAGUCGCAAAAUUGGCAGCUCCAUGAAAAGUGUUGGUGAAGUAAUGGCGAUAGCACGCUGUUUUGAAGAGGCCUUACAAAAAUCUCUUAGAAUGACGAACGAGAGUGUCUCUGGAUUUGAUGGCUCACUCGAAGUUCCUGAUGAAGAUGAUUUAUCUGAUCCUACGGAUGUACGAAUCUACAAAUUAUCUGCAGCACUACGAUCCGGCUGGUCAGUCGAACGUCUUCACGCGCUUACUUCCAUAGAUCCAUGGUUUCUGUAUCGUAUGCGCUCCAUUGUUAACUGUGCGAAAGAGUUGGAAUCGCUACAUGACGGAGCUCUCCCAAAUGCUAUGAAGUUAUUAGAAUGUAUACCAACAACCGUUCCAGACAAGAGCUCCUUUCAUACCUUAGUGCGACAUGCGGAAAAAGUGAUGAUUGCUAAAAGGCUUGGUUUCAGUGAUUUCCAGUUAGCUCGUGCUUUACGUUCGACUUCAGUCAUGGUUCGUUGGUUUCGUAAACACCUUAACUUAAAGCCACUGAUCCGCUUAGUCGACACUGUGGCAGGAGAAUGGCCUGCAACUACAAAUUAUCUUUACACAACUUAUUCAGAUAUUCCAUUAGGAAAUAUUCAACAUUUACUCAAAUUCUUCCAAGACGGUCAAACAGAAACUUUAGUAUCACAGGAAAUGAUAGAUUUACUAUUAAAGUGCAUGACUGUGACCAAAAUUCAUGAUGUCUCACCUGAGCAAAAAUCAAGCAUUAUGGUUCUUGGCUCUGGAGUUUAUCGCAUUGGCUCUAGUGUUGAGUUCGACUGGUGUGCUGUCGGCUGUGUCAAAGAACUUCGACGCCUGGGAUGGAAAACAGUUAUCAUCAACUGUAAUCCCGAAACUGUAUCAACUGACUUUGAUAUGUGUGACCGACUCUAUUUCGAUGAACUAUCUCUUGAACGUGUUCUAGAUAUAUAUGAAUUCGAAUCACCCAUAGGUGUUAUCGUAAGCAUGGGUGGCCAAACACCAAAUAACAUUGCUAUGCCAAUGCAUCGUUUGGGUGUACCUAUUCUCGGCACAAGUGCUGAGUCCAUUGACAAUGCUGAAAACCGUUUCAAGUUUUCACGUUUGUUAGACUGUAUCGGGUUGUCACAGCCUAGAUGGAAAGAACUCACUGAUAUUGAUUCAGCCAAGGCCUUCUGUGAAGAAGUCGGUUACCCAUGUCUCGUUCGACCAAGUUACGUGUUAUCUGGUGCUGCUAUGAAUGUUGCAAACGAUCAUGAUCAAUUAAUUACAUUCUUGACUGCUGCAAAAAAUAUUAGUCCAGAACACCCAGUUGUUAUAAGUCAGUUUAUUUUGGAUGCCAAAGAAAUAGAUGUUGAUGCUGUUGCACAAUCUGGUCGCCUAGUUGCAAUGGCUGUCUCUGAACAUGUGGAGAAUGCUGGCGUUCAUUCGGGUGAUGCAACACUUGUCACACCCCCUCAAGACCUCAACGAAGAAACUCUGAAGCUUAUUAAAGAACUAGUUCGAGCUUUGGCAGAUGAACUCGAAGUAUCGGGUCCAUUCAACCUACAACUUCUUGCUAAAGACAAUCGUCUUUUAAUCAUAGAAGCUAACUUAAGAGUCUCCCGUUCUUUUCCAUUUGUAUCUAAAACACUAAAGUAUGAUUUCAUAGCCGCUGCUACACGAGCCAUUCUUGGUGCGGCACGUGAUUCCAUACAUCCCCCAUUUGAUACACAUAGCUCAAAGCCGGAAAGAUUGUCUCUAUCCAAGGCCUUUCUUGAACCAUCUGUCAACGUUUUGGAGAACACUGUAGGAUAUGUUGGUGUAAAGGUUCCAGUAUUCUCUUUCGCACGCCUUUUGGGUGCUGAUGUUUUGUUGGGUGUCGAAAUGGUCAGUACUGGUGAAGUAGCAUGUUUUGGUGUUGAUCGCUAUGAAGCCUAUCUGUUAGCACAAGCUGCUGCACUAUGUAAUACUAAUGGACUCCUUCCUAAACCAGGUGAUAAUGUAUUCUUAUCUAUAGGAAGUUAUCGUCAUAAAUUGGAAAUGCUUCCAAGUGUUAAACAGUUACACCUACUUGGAUACAAAUUAUACGGAAGCUGUGGAACUGCUGACUUCUAUCAAACUCAAGGCAUUUCGAUCAUCCCAGUUGAAUGGCCUUACGAAGAAUCAGAUAUAAGCAUUUUUGAUAAUAAAAUUCAAAAUAAUAUGGAUGCAAACUCAAAAGACGGUACAAUUCAGCAGUAUCUUAAAGAUAAACUGUUUUCAUUGAUUGUUAGUUUAUCAUUGAAAAAAGUGGGAUCUCGACGUCUUUCAGCAUUUGUUACACGUGGCUAUCAAACUAGACGUCUUGCCGUUGACACAAAUGUACCUCUUCUAACUGAUGUAAAACUGGCUAAACUUCUAAUAGAAGCUCUUUAUCGUUAUUUUCAUGGACAGAGUGCAAAUAAAACACUAAUAAAAUCUGACGACAACGACUAUAACGUAUAUAAACAAUCAUUCCUUCAUCGUUUACUUCCAUUGCAUUCAAUAACUUCCAGUCAAAUAAUCUAUUUGCCAGGAUUGAUCGAUAUUCACGUCCACACCAGGGAUCCCGGAAUGGAAUAUAAGGAGGACUGGACAUCUGUUACUAAAGCUGCGCUUGCGGGUGGUAUAGUAACUAUUUUAGCAAUGCCAAACACUGAUCCUGCAAUAGUUGAUGAAGAUACCUUUAACAUUAUGAGCAGAAAUGCAACAUCUAAGGCAUGUUGUGAUUAUGGUCUUUAUGUUGGCGCAUCAUCGGAAAAUGCUUCCACUAUUAGCUCACUGUCACAUAAAGCUGUUGGACUCAAGAUGUAUCUUAAUGAAACAUUUACUUGCUUAUCGUUAGGCAAUAAGCUUAAUAUUUGGCGUCAACAUUUUGAAGUGAGUAAGACGCAAUAAAGCUUUUUCUUCACUACGACUGACAGUAUUAGUACUGAAGCUCUUAUUAUCUAUAUUAUUUAAAUGUCGUACAAAUUUAGCAGAGUAUAUUUCAUUAUUCAGGAUAUUUUUUUAGGAAAACACGUUAAUUUAUUUGAUAUAUAAAUGACAAAUAACACUACAGUAAUCAUUUAUGUUUUUGGUGAAUUUUCAUUUUCUGAGCCAGAUGGUUUAUUCAUGGAACUUUGAUUGUUCUUCUGAACAACAUCAUUAGCAUAAAAUUCAAGUAGAGUUGAUGUAUUCAAAUUUCUUCACAGUCUAUUAGAACUCAUCGAUUUAUGGUUAACAAAAUAUUUUCAAUACAGCCAUGAAAUAUACAAACAGAUGAAAAGAACACCAGUUUCAUCAGCAAUAUCAGAACCUAUUGCAGAAGCAGUGAUGCAGAGGUUGGAAGCAUCGAAUUCACCAGUAAUCAAGCCGAAAAUGUGGAUUCUUUAUGUGGACGACACGUUCGUCAUCAUCAAUAAAGACAGGCUGGAAAACACCUACAGUUUGGUCAACAACGUAUUCGAUGAAAUAAAACUCACAACGGCAAAGGAGUCCAACACCAAACUAUCAUUCUCGAUUGUAUUGAUCACAAGAACCAACGCAGGGAAACUGGGGAUUAAUGUUUAUCGGAAACCAACCCAUACAGAUCAUAUUCUCAUUUGCAGUAGCAACAACCCGAUAACUCGCAAAAUUAACUUCAUACAAACGUUUUUCAAAAGGUUGAAAACACAACAGCACACUUAUAGAGCUGAAAAAUAAAGAAAAAUAUCUUUCAAAAGAGUGGCUAUCCACUCAGCUUCAUUAAAAAAAUGUCAACCCCAUUUCAUUGACCAGACUGAAAGCAAAUAUGGAAACCAACAAACGAAUAAUUCUACGAUAUGUAUAAGAAAUUACGAGAUUAUUAAAACCGUUUUAAAUAGAUGUAGUAUAUAAACCGUCAAAAUCACUGUAAUCAAUCUUAUGGCAAGCAAACCAAAGGAUGAAAUGGCAAAAAAAGUGAACAUCAACAAAAUGAACUAUUCCAACUAAAAUAAACACUACACCGAACAAAGUGGAGGUCCUCAUUAUCUUCCCCUGCAUGAACAUCAACUAGUGGUCAAACACCAUGAAAUGUAUUUGCUUAUUACUAUGGAUGUGGCCAAUCGUGGACACACAUUCGACUGAAAAAACACUGAAAUCUCGGAUAGAGCUGAUACUAAGAACAACAGAAAAUUUUUAGGAGCUUGGUACCCAGGUCGAUCAGCAAUCAACAAGCAUAUCGAAAUAAAUCCAAUUUACCGACCACUUAAAUAAAUCAUGGACAAACAUGGAAUCAAGAAUCAGACCAAAGGGGAAUACAAUCGAAAUAAAGAUGCAGACAAGAUGCAGGUUAAAGGUCAACAAUAAUCUUUCAAGAUCGAGGUCAACAGGAUAAUCUGUGAGUCAUAUGAUAAAAAAUUCGAAUACUUCACCUUUAUCUGAAUUUUGUGCUGAUGUUGUUGUUCAGAAUAACAAUAAAAGCUCCAUAACUAAACCAUCCAGCUGAGAGAACAAAACUUCACUGAAAUCAUCUACCUGAGCUGCAAGUCUUCUCCAACAUCCCUGUUUAGACAUUACUUGUUUAUGUUUUCAGCUGCCAGGAUUUUCAACAAAUGCAAAUUCAAAUGUUUACAAAAUAUCUGUACAAAUUAACCAUUCGAUACAAAAUCAAAUAAAAGCUUUUUAGGUAUAUCUUUAUAUUAUCAAUCGCAUCGUACAAUUGGAAUGCUUUUUCUAAUUAUCACUACAAAAUUACAUAAUGUUGCUGUCCAUCGUUAAAUUCAUACGUAAUCCGUAUACUUCACAUACCUUUUCUAAUUAAAAGUGAACAAAAUUUAAAUCAAAAACAGUGACUUAAUGACAAUUAAUGAUCGACUGCUUUGAUUACUCGACGGAUUUCUACUUAUCAUGAUAGAGUUUCUUUUACCUGGAAUCCCUUUUAAUUUAUGAACUAGACAAUAUUAGGGGUUAGUGAUAAGCAAUUAGCUACCAUGGUUCUUAGAAAGUUUAGCCUAUCUGAGCUUUCGUACAUUAUUAAAAAGUCUAAAUCUACUCAGCUACAACGUAGGACAAGGCAAUUACAUGCAUCGGCCCAAGUUGCCACACCUCAUUAGCACAACAAGAUGAACACCAAAUUCAUAAAAGUAGUCCCCUCAAUGGUAUUAAUGUAUAAAACAGGGGUUGUGUGUAUGGAUAUAUUACGUGAAGAAAGACUUAAUUCAUAGAAAGAUAUAAAGCAAUUACCAAA
Molecule: messenger RNA, 7564 nt
Organism: Schistosoma margrebowiei
Lineage: Eukaryota; Metazoa; Platyhelminthes; Trematoda; Strigeidida; Schistosomatidae
Source: the annotation of a GenBank genome assembly